This is a messenger RNA of Camellia sinensis, 1813 nucleotides long. RefSeq lists its product as uncharacterized. Gene Ontology annotation, molecular function: transcription coactivator activity. The record is from RefSeq and is a predicted model, not a curated record. Gene Ontology annotation, biological process: regulation of transcription by RNA polymerase II. Lineage: Eukaryota; Viridiplantae; Streptophyta; Magnoliopsida; Ericales; Theaceae. Gene Ontology annotation, cellular component: SAGA complex.
ACAUGAAAACCGCACGUGUGUAAUGACUUCGGAAGAACGAUUGGAAAUGUCUUCAUGGGUUUGCUGUCCAAUGUUAAAUAUCAAAAAAACACAGACAAAGCAUCGAUCGAACGAAUUGGGGCAACGAUUACACUGAAAUUCUCCUCGAAUCAGAUGAAAACUGUGUUUGGCAAUUAGGGUUUCCAACUACGGAUUGAAAUUUGUGUUUUUUCCUGGAAUGUUGAUGUGGGUUUGAUAUUGGUAGGUGUGUUAGUUGGAAGUAAAAUGGUUGCCAAUCAGCAUUAUUCUCGAAUCGACACUUUAGAGCUCAAAGCUCUUGUUUAUCAGAAGAUUGGACAUCAAAGAGCAGACAAAUACUUUGAUCAGCUCAAACAGUUAUUUACUUCCAAGAUUAGCAAGAAUGAGUUUGAUAAGUUCUGCAUUCAAACAAUUGGGAGGGAGCAUAUAUCUCUUCACAAUCGGCUUAUUCGUUCCAUUGUCAAGAAUGCUUGCCUUGCUAAAGUUCCACCAUUGAAAGUUAGAAGGGUAGAAGAGUCCCUAAAUGUUAAAGUUGCAAAUGUUUCUCAAAGAAAUUGUCUUCAAUCUCUUUAUGGUGAAUCGUUUCCUCCGUCCCCUCGGAAGGGUAGGUCUCAUGUUAAUAGGGAUCGCAAGUUUCGGGAUCGUCCAAGUCCUCUUGGACCGAAUGGGAAGACCCAAAGUGCCACGUGUGAGGAACCAGUUCCGAGAGUACAAGAGCAGCAAAGCGCAACGGAGUUGCUUUCUCAUGGUAGCCGACCUCCUGUUGAAGUUACAUCUGUGGAAGAUGGGGAAGAGGUUGAACAGAUGGCUGGAAGCCCUGGUGUCCAAAGCAGGAGCCCUGUUACAGCUCCUUUUGGUAUUUCCAUGAAUGUUGGCUGUGCUCGUAAAACUAUUUUUAAUGGAUCUGUGUAUAAUUUUCAUCCCCAGACCUGCCAAAACAGUGGUGAGCUACCUGAUGCUAAAACUCUAAGGAGCCGUUUACAGCAAAAGUUGGAGAUAGAGGGCCUUAGCAUGUCAGUGGACUGUGUAAACCUGUUAAAUAAUGGUUUGGAUGUGUUUCUGAAGAGGUUGAUUGAACCUUGUAUGGGACUAGCUGGGUCAAGGUGUGAAAAAGAGCACCUUAGGCAACUAAAUGGUCAGAUUAUUAAUGGUUUGAAUGGGGUUUUACCUGGAGGAUACAUGCAAAGACCAGCCCAAUCUGUUUAUGCAUCUAUGUUGGAUUUUCGUGUCUCAAUGGAGUCAAGUCCUUGUAUACUUGGAGAAGAUUGGGCAAUACAACUUGAGAAGAUCUGCUCACGUGCAUCCGAGGAAUGAACAGAGGCUAACUAGAAAACCUACUCAACAGUUUGACAUAAGGUUGGACCCUGGGGCAUGAGUUCAAGAUUCCCCAUGAAGGGAUGAUACGACUCUUUUUCCAUUGAAGAUUUGCUCUUAGAUGAAUCUUGAGCUCCAGUGUUAAUGUGGUAUUCACAACCACUGCCAAAGGGAAUAAGCUGUGAUUUGGGAAGUUUCAGAUUAAGUAGUUAGGUUACAUUUAGAUUAGCAAUAUAGUUGUUGGGGAUGGAAACAUGUUUAUACGGUCAUUUUACACAUUUUGAUACUAUGGGAAACCUUGCUUGUCUCAAGAGAUCCAACAUCAUUCUUCAAUUGAUACCUGUUGUAGUGUUGUGCCUUGUGUAUUGAGUUUUCCAUGGAAUAAAGCAUUAUUUAAUUCCAAAAUUGUUAAGUUACUAGGUUUGUCAACUAAGAUCUUAAUUGAACGUGAUGUGGAAGUAUCUACUUUUUUGUUGUUUUA